GCAAGUGGACCCCGCUAUGCUUAUCUAAAAAUAUUAACGAGUUUUCUUGACAUGUAUAAAUACAGAAAUUGCGGAUUCGAAGCAUCAGUUUUGGGUUACCAGCACGACUCCUCGCAUUUCUCUCAAUCUGAACAAGUCUCUUUCUAUCUUAUUAUUGCCUUCUCCCCUGUCUUUCAUGGAUCCUUACAAGAACCGUCCAUCCAGCGCCUUCAAUUCACCUUUCUUUACCACCAACUCUGGUGCUCCUGUGUGGAACAACAACUCCUCAUUAACAGUCGGAACUAGAGGACCAAUUCUACUUGAGGAUUACCACUUGGUGGAGAAACUUGCUAAUUUUGACCGCGAACGGAUUCCAGAACGUGUUGUACAUGCCAGGGGAGCGAGUGCCAAAGGGUUUUUUGAGGUAACUCAUGAUGUUUCUCACCUGACAUGUGCAGAUUUUCUUCGGGCCCCAGGGGUUCAGACACCUGUUAUUGUUCGAUUCUCUACUGUUAUCCAUGAGCGUGGAAGCCCUGAAACCCUAAGGGAUCCCAGAGGCUUUGCAGUGAAGUUUUAUACUAGAGAGGGUAACUUUGAUCUGGUCGGAAACAAUUUCCCGGUCUUCUUUAUUCGUGAUGGGAUGAAGUUCCCGGACAUGGUUCAUGCACUAAAACCAAACCCCAAGUCUCACAUACAGGAGAACUGGAGGAUCCUUGAUUUCUUCUCCCACCACCCUGAGAGUCUGCAUAUGUUCACCUUCCUCUUUGAUGAUUUGGGUGUCCCGCAAGAUUACAGGCACAUGGAAGGUUCCGGGGUGAAUACCUACACCCUGAUCAACAGGGGAGGGAAAGCACACUAUGUGAAGUUUCACUGGAAACCAACUUGUGGUGUGAAAUGUCUUUUGGAGGAAGAAUGUGUUAAGGUCGGGGGCGCUAAUCACAGCCAUGCGACCCAGGAUCUCUAUGGCUCGAUUGCAGCCGAAAACUACCCAGAGUGGAAACUCUUUAUCCAAACUAUGGAUCCAGAUCACGAAGACAGGUUUGACUUUGACCCGCUUGACGUGACCAAGACAUGGCCGGAGGACAUAUUGCCAUUGCAGCCAGUGGGGCGUUUGGUGUUGAAUAAGAACAUUGACAACUUCUUUGCAGAAAACGAGCAACUUGCUUUCUGCCCUGCCAUUGUGGUUCCUGGUAUCUAUUACUCUGAUGCUCCAGACACGAAUUUUCUCGUACUCUGAUACCCAACGGUACCGCCUUGGCCCUAACUAUCUCCAGCUUCCUGUAAAUGCUCCCAAGUGUGCUCAUCACAACAACCACCAUGAUGGUUUUAUGAAUUUCAUGCAUCGGGAUGAGGAAGUAAACUAUUUCCCAUCGCGGUAUGAUGCUUGUCGGCACGCUGAACAGUACCCUAUUCCUCCAUGUGUGCUGACCGGAAAGCGUGAGAAGUGCAUAAUUGGCAAGGAAAACAACUUCAAGCAACCAGGAGAGAGAUACAGAUCAUGGACACCAGAUAGGAAAGAAAGAUUUAUCCGGCGAUGGGUUGAGGCAUUGUCUGACCCAAGAGUCACCCAUGAAGUGCGCAGUAUUUGGAUUUCAUACUGGACUCAGGUUUUCUUAAACUUUCUCACAGGCUUGCACAUUAAAUUUAGGUCACGACUUAUAAAUUGAAUCCGAGUUUUGUUUUAUGGUUGAAUGUGUUGCAGGCGGACAAGUCUCUUGGUGAGAAGGUAGCUUCACAUCUCAACGUAAGGCCAACCAUGUGAUAGUCCAAAAAACAAAAGUCUGUUUCUGUUGCUUGCUUACAAUGAUGAUAUGAUAUAAAUACCAUUUGGUGUUGUAUUUUGUACGUAGCCAACAAAUCCCAUGUAACUUAUUAUGUCUCUGACAUCAAUUGCGCUGGAUUGCUGGAAAUUUCUGUCUUUAAAUGUUGUCUCCUGAUCCUGAAGGAUCUUCUUAUCUCUUACCUACGUUCUGG
Messenger RNA from Cuscuta epithymum, 1953 nucleotides. Lineage: Eukaryota; Viridiplantae; Streptophyta; Magnoliopsida; Solanales; Convolvulaceae. The record is from the annotation of a GenBank genome assembly.